Fusarium vanettenii 77-13-4 is the source of this 459-nucleotide messenger RNA. RefSeq lists its product as uncharacterized. The coding region runs from base 1 to 459 and encodes 152 amino acids. The record is from RefSeq and is a predicted model, not a curated record. NCBI's taxonomy places the organism in Eukaryota, Fungi, Ascomycota, Sordariomycetes, Hypocreales, Nectriaceae. The transcript has 6 exons. Gene Ontology annotation, molecular function: peroxidase activity.
AUGGGACAAAAGGCCAUCGGCCACAAUGAUCUCUUUAUUCCUAGCCCCCACAAUCCCGUUCCGUAUAAGGAGCCGUUUGAAUGGGAUGAGAAGGUCUACUACUACGAGAAAACUUUGGGGAUGAUAACAUUGAAAUUGUGCUUGGCCUUACCCGCAAAGAGCAUCCUGGCCUGCGCAUUGACCUCGAUAUCUCUGACUCGCAAUGACCGAGGGGACGGUGAGACCUUGACUCUCGAGGACACUGCGGAGCACUAUCACCGGCGCCAUAAUGACUCUAAAGCCACGAAUCCCAACUUCAGGUUCGGUAAUAAUGGAGCCAUCUGCUCUCUUGCCCAGUACGCCAAUAUGUUUGGCAUGCUGGGUCGAUAUGGCAAGAAUGGACCGGGCACCUUGCACGUCGAGGAUGUGAAAAAGUUUUAUCUCGACGAGGACUGGCCGAAGGACUACUGGAGGAGAUAG